This is a messenger RNA of Platichthys flesus (European flounder), 1844 nucleotides long. RefSeq names its product phosphoribosyl transferase domain containing 1a (gene prtfdc1a). NCBI's taxonomy places the organism in Eukaryota, Metazoa, Chordata, Actinopteri, Pleuronectiformes, Pleuronectidae. The record is from RefSeq and is a predicted model, not a curated record. Bases 259 to 906 code for a protein of 215 amino acids. Gene Ontology annotation, biological process: guanine salvage; IMP salvage; GMP salvage. Gene Ontology annotation, molecular function: hypoxanthine phosphoribosyltransferase activity; magnesium ion binding. The transcript is spliced from 10 exons.
CUGUCCUUCUCACCAGUCCAGUGUGAUCAGGGCCCAUGUGGCUGCCCUGCACUUCUCCUCCCAACUUUUCAGCUUCUUUUUCUCCCCCUCUGUUGUGGAAGGUCGCUGAACAGGAGGAAAACAAAACGGAGUAAAUGGAAGAGCCUCAACUUUAGUUCCAGUUUGUGUUGUGUAUUCUACUGACGGUCACCACAACCUGAAUAAUCACAAACCCAGCUAAACUUCCAUUGCUUUCCCUGUGUCAACGCAGCUGCAGGAAUGGAAAGAGGAAUUGUGAUAAAAGACGACUGGGCCGGGCACAGUCUGGACCUGUUCACCUACCCACAGCACUACCACGAUGACAUAGAGAGCAUUUACAUCCCACAUGGGGUCAUCAUGAACAGGGUGGAGCGUCUGGCCCACUAUAUCAAGGACGACUUCGGGGACGGCAACAUAAUGGUGCUGUGCGUCCUGAAGGGAGGAUACAAGUUCUGUGUCGAUCUGGUGGAGUUCCUCAAAAUUCUUGGCCGCAACUCGAACAAGUACCUGGAGACCCGGGUGGAGUUUAUUCGUCUGAAGAGCUACCUGAAUGACCAAUCCACAGAGGACCUGCACAUCAUAGGAAGCAGAGAUCUGUCGUUCCUGCGUGGAAAGUGUGUGCUGAUUGUUGAGGCCAUAGUUGACACAGGAAAGACCAUGAAGGCCCUUCUGAAGCAUGUGGAGACCUUUGAACCCAAGAUGGUCAAGGUUGCAGGUUUGCUGGUGAAGAGGGUCCCCAACAUGGCUGAACAUCUGACCGACUAUGUUGGAUUCGAAAUCCCCAACCGCUUUGUUGUCGGUUAUGCCCUGGACUACAAUGAAUACUUCCGUGACCUGAAUCACAUCUGUGUUAUCAGCAAGACCGGAAAGAUGAAGUACAAAGUUUGAGAAGAAUUCAAACCACGAAUUGUGCCCAGAUUUUACACAGCGGCACAAAACUAUGUGUACUUCUUUGUAACUUGUAUGUUUUAAAAAGUUGCUCAAAGCCGCUCAUCCAAAUCUGUUGGAAUGACUUCGUGACAUAGCUUUUAAAUUAAAAACGAUAUGUUCCACGUGAUGUCGUGUUGCCUCGUCCACCCUUUGGGAUAAAUGAGAGAAAGAAGCGCCGCCCACCAGGAGAGGACGUUGGUGACAGAUGGAGCGAGCUUAUGGACGCUGGCAUGGCUGUGCCCGGACACCGCCCACCUCUGACUCAUGGAAAACACACAGUGGGCGCAGCAGCCAGGCCGACCGGCGUCUCCACACUGACAUUUGUUUUCCAGCCUGAACCGGGCUCUGCUGCAGACGGGAAAUAAUAACACAACAAUUCACCAAGCUAAACCAAAAUUGGUGAUGUGUAAGUGCUUGUGUACCAAAUUCCACUCCCAUAGUUUGUCAGUAAAACUCUCUUUGUGUAUUUUAUGCCACAUGUUGAGUAUAAUGUUUUUCACCCACAUUAACUGAGCUGCCACAAGCGACUUCAACUUUUUUCAGACACAAAAUUCUGGAAAUAUAUCAGGAGCAGCUGAUCCAGACUCAAACUCGUUCUCACACACAGGCCCUCCGGAAAAUCUCUGGAAAAUAACCAGAGUUGAUUAAUGUGCAGAGAUAGACACUAGAAAGCUGUUUUUUAAAUUCAUACUAAGGGCGGAAAGUUUCUAUGUGAUCAACUGGUUUGGAACAGUAAUGUUCACAAUGCAAUUACACAUGUCUGAUAUGGAGAAUGGUCUAUUAAGAGAUGUUGAAGACAUGUUGGGGGGAGCUUUAAUGGCAGCAAAACCUUUGAAAUGUAAAAAUGUAUUAAUUGUUCUUUCAUCAUAAAUUCCUCAAUUAACGUUGAGGAAAAC